This is a messenger RNA of Prunus armeniaca (apricot), 1287 nucleotides long. NCBI's taxonomy places the organism in Eukaryota, Viridiplantae, Streptophyta, Magnoliopsida, Rosales, Rosaceae. The record is from the annotation of a GenBank genome assembly.
AUGUUGGCAUUAGCUUCUGUGCAAAAGGACACUUCAAGGUGGAAAUAUAGCAAAACCCAGGUUCAAUUCCAUCGGAAAGUUAUAAAGUCAAGACUUGUAUACGGAAACUACAGUGUGUUUGAGGAGAAUGAUUUCAGGAAGAAGGCAGCUUCCUCAGUUACAAGGACUGUUGAACUUGAUGAAGUGGUUUCAGGCAUUUUAAAUGUUACUGUGUACACUUACAAGGAACUGCGAAUUGCCACUGAGAACUUCAGUGAAGAAAAUAAAAUUGGUCAGGGAGGCUUUGGCUCCGUGUACAAGGGAACACUUAAGAAUGGCACUUUGGCAGCUAUAAAGGUAUUGUCAGCAGAGUCUAGGCAAGGGUCCCGGGAAUUUUUGACAGAAAUCGAGGUGAUUGCGAACAUUGAGCAUGAUAACCUGGUUAAGCUAUAUGGUUGCUGUGCAGAAGGCAAUCAUAGGAUAUUGGUUUACGGCUAUCUCGAGAAUAAUAGCCUUGCACAAACACUUCUUGGUGGAGGCCACAGUAGUAUCCAGUUUAGUUGGUCUGCAAGGUGUAAAAUAUGCAUUGGUGUUGCAAGGGGGCUUGCUUUUCUCCAUGAGGAAGUUCAGCCCCAUAUUAUUCACAGAGACAUUAAAGCUAGCAAUAUUCUCCUUGAUAAAGACCUCUCACCAAAAAUUUCAGAUUUCGGUCUGGCAAAGUUUAUUGCACCCAACUUAACUCAUGUUAGCACUCGUGUUGCUGGAACAGCAGGUUACUUGGCACCUGAGUACGCCAUACGAGGUCAAGUGACAAGGAAAGCAGACGUCUACAGUUUUGGUGUUCUGACCUUGGAAAUUAUUUGCGGGAGGUGCAACACAAACAGACGAUUACCAUUAAAAGAACAAUAUCUUCUUCCAAUGGUAUGGGAGCACCAUGAGAGGGAGCAGCUGGUGGAGUUAGUAGACACAGCAUUGAAUGGAAUAUUCAAUGUUGAGGAGGCUUGCAGAUUCCUAAAGAUUGGUCUUCUCUGCACUCAAGACAUGCCCAAGCUCCGACCAUCCAUGUCUACUGUUGUUGAGAUGCUGACAGGUGAAAGAGAUGUGAAUGAGGAGAAGAUAUCCAAACCAGGACUGCUUUCUGAAUUCAUGGAUCAGACAGAAGGCCACAGAGAUAAGGCCAAUGCAAGACCUUCAUCUGAUACAGUAUCUGCCUCAGGGAGGUUUAUCAAUACAUCAUCUUCAUCAGAAAACAUAGCUACUUCAUUUGCUACUAUGACCUUCAAUUCUAUAUAUGACCGAAGCAAUUAG